Corythoichthys intestinalis (scribbled pipefish) is the source of this 10375-nucleotide messenger RNA. RefSeq names its product integrator complex subunit 1 (gene ints1). Gene Ontology annotation, biological process: U2 snRNA 3'-end processing. The record is from RefSeq and is a predicted model, not a curated record. The transcript is spliced from 48 exons. Lineage: Eukaryota; Metazoa; Chordata; Actinopteri; Syngnathiformes; Syngnathidae. The coding region runs from base 158 to 6709 and encodes 2183 amino acids. Gene Ontology annotation, cellular component: integrator complex.
GUUUUGUGUAGCGAAGAAGAAACAAUCGGAGGCUGGGCUUCCCCAUCCGUCGCGUCUUGUCAUUUAGCAACAACUUUAAAACAUUAUGAGAAGAGCAUCUUAUCAUAACAAGUGAGGCUUGAAUCAGUGCUGCGAUCAGUUGAGACACUUGGUCAAAAUGAAUCGUCCAAAGCCAACGGCCCUACGCCGCCCCAGUGCUGCAAAAACAUCAGGUCAUCCCCCACCAGGAGACUUCAUCGCUCUGGGCUCAAAGAACCAGGGCAGCGAAUCCAAAGCCCCCGCGGUGCUCCUGAAGCCGGCCACCACCGUUUUACCUGCCGACCGCAAAAGAGAAACAUCCUCCACUCUUCCGUCCUCAUCGGGUCUGUCCAGCCUCACCAAGCGGCCCAAGCUUUCUACCACACCCCCUAUCAGCGCUCUUGGACGCCUCGCUGAUGUGGCGGCUGCGGACAAGAGAGCGAUAUCACCCUCCAUUAAGGAACCAUCGGUUAUUCCCAUUGAAGUGGCACCAGCGCUGCUGCUGGACGACAUUGAAGCAGCUGAGUCUGAGGGCAACGACGAGCGUAUUGAGGGGCUUCUGUGCGGCGCCGUGAAGCAGCUUAAGAUGAACAGAGCUAAGCCGGACAUCACGCUGUACCUCAGCCUGAUGUUCCUGGCCAAGAUCAAACCCAAUGUUUUCGCUACAGAGGGAAUCAUAGAGGCCUUGUGCAGCCUCCUGCGUCGAGACGCUUCUAUUAACUUCAAAGCGAAGGGAAACAGCCUGGUGUCCGUGCUGGCCUGCAAUCUGCUGAUGGCUGCCUACGAAGAAGAUGAGAACUGGCCUGAGAUUUUUGUCAAAGUGUACAUUGAAGACUCCCUCGGGGAAAGAAUCUGGGUGGACAGCUCUCACUGCAAGAACUUUGUAGACAACAUUCAGACAGCUUUCGGCACCAGGAUGCCCCCCAAAAGCAUGCUACUGCAGGCCGACACUGGGCGUGCUGCUGGAGAUCUCAGUGCAGGUAGCAGCCCCCAUCCAUCAACUCCUGAUGAGGACGACAGCCGGGCAGAGCUGCUUAUCGCAGAGGAGAAACUCAGCCCAGAGGAUGAAGGACAGGUUAUGCCAAGGUACGAGGAACUCGCUGAGAGCGUGGAAGACUACGUGCUGGACGUCCUCCGUGACCAGCUGAACCGUCGACAGCCCAUGGACAACGUGUCGCGGAAUCUGCUACGUCUGCUGACCGCAACGUGCGGGUACAAAGAGGCUCGCCUCAUGGCUGUUCAGAGACUUGAAAUGUGGCUACAAAAUCCAAAGUUGACCCGGCCGGCUCAAGACCUCCUCAUGUCGCUGUGUAUGAACUGCAACACGCACGGAUCGGACGACAUGGAAGUGAUCUCCAACUUGAUCAAAAUCCGCCUCAAGCCCAAAGUGCUCCUCAACCACUACAUGCUCUGUGUCAGGGAGCUCCUGAACGCGCACAGAGACAAUCUGGCCACGAUGGUGAAGUUAGUCAUCUUCAAUGAGCUAUCCAAUGCCAGGAACCCCAACAACAUGCAGGUUCUUCACACGUUGCUGCAGCACAGCCCGGAGCAGGCACCAAAGUUCUUAGCGAUGGUCUUCCAGGACCUUCUCACAAACAAAGAUGACUACCUUCGCGCUUCGCGAGCCCUGCUAAGGGAGAUCAUCAAGCAGACAAAACACGAAAUCAAUUUCCAGUCCUUCUGCUUCGGUUUGAUGCAAGAGAGGAAGGAGGCCACCUACGUAGACAUGGAAUUUAAAGAGCGCUUUGUCAUUCAGGUAACGGAUUUGCUUACCGUGUCCAUGAUGUUGGGCAUUACAGCUCAGGUCAAAGAAGCGGGCAUUGCGUGGGACAAAGGAGAAAAGAAGAACCUGGAGGUGCUGCGGUCCUUCCAGAAUCAGAUUGCCUGCAUCCAGAGGGAUGCUGUUUGGUGGCUUCACACAGUGGUUCCCACUAUCAGCAAAGUGGGUGCCAAAGACUACGUCCACUGCCUUCACAAAGUACUUUUCACAGAGCAGCCUGAGACCUACUACAAGUGGGACAACUGGCCGCCAGAAAGCGACAGGAACUUUUUCUUGCGCCUCUGCUCCGAGGUGCCGCUGCUAGAGGACACUCUAAUGCGCAUCCUGGUGAUUGGGCUGUCUCGCGAUCUGCCGCUGGGUCCUGCGGACGCCAUGGAGCUCGCCGACCAUCUGGUCAAAAGAGCCGCUGGUGUUCAGUCUGACGAUUUAGAGGUCCUAGUGGUGGAACGGAUCCAACUCAUUGACGCUGUGCUUAAUCUAUGCACAUACCAUCACCCAGAAAAUAUCCAACUUCCGACAGGGUACCAGCCGCCAAAUUUGGCAAUAUCCACCCUUUAUUGGAAAGCAUGGCUUUUGCUGCUGGUGGUCGCUGCAUUCAACCCACAGAAAAUAGGCUUGACUGCCUGGGAUGGUUACCCUACCCUGAAAAUGCUCAUGGAGAUGGUUAUGACCAACAACUACACAUACCCCCCUUGCACAGUGGCGGACGACGAGACAAAGACAGAAAUGAUCGGGCGUGAGCUGCAGAUAUCGCAGCGGGAAAAGCAGGAGAUCUUGGCGUUUGAGAGCCACUUGGCCGCCGCGUCUACGAAACAGACCAUCACGGAGAGCAACAGUCUGCUCCUCUCUCAGCUCACCAGUCUGGACCCGCAGGGUCCGCCUCGUCGACCUCCACCUCAAGUCCAGGAGCAAGUGAAGACUCUUAAUCAAUCUCUACGCCUUGGCCAUCUUUUAUGUCGCAGCCGCAACCCAGACUUCCUGCUUAACAUUAUACAGAGACAGGCUUCCUCCCAGUCCAUGCCGUGGUUGGCCGAUCUAGUCCAGUCCAGCGAGGGGUCCUUAGACGUGCUUCCUGUGCAGUGCCUGUGUGAGUUCCUACUGCACGACGCUGCAGACGACAGCCUGCAAUUGGAUGAUGACGACGAGGGAGGAAGCAAAGAACAGAAAGCAAAGAAAAGACAAAGGCAGCAAAAACAAAGGCAGCUUCUCGGAAGGCUUCAGGAUCUUUUGUUAGGUCCCAAAGCUGAUGAGCAGACGACGUGUGAAGUUCUGGAUUACUUCCUGCGCCGCCUUAGCUCCUCUCAAGUGGCUUCAAGAGUCCUAGCAAUGAAGGGCUUGUCACUCGUGCUGACUGAAGGGGGCCUGAAGGACGGAGAGGAACGAGACCAGCCCAUGGAGGAGGACUCCACCGAUGCUGAACUCUUGCCAGGGUACCAGUGGCUUCUGCAGGACCUCCCUAAGCUCCCCAUGUUCGACAGUGUCCGAGGCAUGACAUCCACCGCCUUGCAGCAGGCCAUUCACAUGGAGACUGAUCCUCAAACCAUUAGCGCCUAUCUCAUCUACCUGUCCCAAUAUGCGCCAGUAGAGGAGCAGGCCUCUCACAACGACCUUGCUUUGGAUGUGGCCCGGCUCAUUGUGGAGCGCUCCACCAUCAUGAACAAUCUCUUCUCUAAGCACUCCUGUAGACCUGAGUCCGAGGCUGUCCUCAGCGCUUUCCUCUCCAUUUUCUCCACCUACAUUAGGAGAAUGAGGAAGACCAAAGAUGGGGAGGAUCUGUACAGCUGGUCAGAGUCACAAGAUCAAGUGUUUCUGCGCUGGACUACAGGAGAGACUGCCACCAUGCACAUCCUUGUCGUCCACGCAAUGGUCAUCCUUCUUACUCUGGGCCCUCCUAAAGGAGAGAGUGACUUCUACAGUCUUUUGGACAUUUGGUUCCCCGACAAGAAACCAUUGCCAACUGCCUUCCUGGUGGACACAUCAGAGGAGGCCCUGCUGCUGCCUGAUUGGUUGAAACUGAGGAUGAUUCGAUCCGAGGUGCCUCGAUUGGUGGAUGCAGCUUUGCAAGACCUGGAGCCUGAGCAAUUGCUGCUGUUCGUGCAAUCAUUUGGAAUUCCAGUCUCAAGCAUGAGUAAACUGCUGCAGUACUUAGACCAGGCUGUCACUGUUGAACCACGGGCGCUGGAGCAGAACAUCAUGGACAAGGACUACAUGGCCCACCUGGUGGAGGUGCAACAUGAGCGAGGUGCCACUGGGGGGCACGCUUUCCACAGACUGUUGAGUGCCUCUCUUCCACCGCAAAAAGAUGCCCCUGAAACAAGUAAAGCCAAAGUUAGAGUGGAACUUCCGCACGGCUCUGUUAAGAUCAGAGCAGCCACGCAGCUUCCGACUGUCGAGCCUGAUGAUGACCUAACAGGCUUGUUGCUAAGGAUAUUCCCGUUAAAGACAGAGCAACGCUGGCCCGGCCCACCACCUAGCCAGCUCUCUUUGGCCUUGCAGCAGGCUCUGGCCAAAGAGCUGAUGCGGGCCAAACAGGGUCAGGUUCACCAGGGCGGGCUGGCUCUGCGUCUCCUCCAGGCCAUCGCCACCCUUCUAACCUCGGUCCAUGCCGGGCCCAUCGUCCUGUCCAUGCAUCGCAACCACGCCCUUGCCUGCCCGCUCAUGCGCCAGCUUCAUCUCUACCAGCGCCUCGUGCCGCUGGACGUUUCCUUCUCUUCCCUAUUCCUCAAAGUCAACGUCGAGAUGCUCAUCUGGCUUGACAAUCCCUCUGUGGAAGCUGGCCCACUAAAAACUCUGCUUAAGUCUUUUAUUGGCCAAAACUCUCACACACACAGACACAAUGAUGUACGCUCAGGCUUCCUCCACCUAGCAGAAGCGCUCGUGUAUCGCAGUGAUACCGAGGUUCCACUGAGAGCAAUCAUAGCGAUGCUGAAGGCUGGAGAGAGAUGUAACGCAGAGGCGGAGCUCAUUGGCAAAGUCUUGCAAGGUCUGAUGGAGGCCAAAUCUCCGUAUUUGGAGGAGCUGUUGUCUCUGUUAAUGACGGUCAGCUCUCAGAAUGGGACAGCCGGCCCGGUUGCCAUGGUUAUUUCUUUGCUGCUACAAGAAAGCGAAGAUUGGGCAGUGAAGAAAGACCCAGAUGCAAAUUCAAACAGCUCCGAGUUGACAAAGUCCGGAUUAUGCUCAGGUUUACUAGUGGAUUGGAUGGAGUAUUUAGACCCUGAGGUCACCUCAGUGUGUCCUGACCUUCAGCAGAAAUUGUUGUUCGCCCUAAACAAGGCACGAGGCACUCCGGCGUACAGGCCGUACCUUCUGGCCCUGCUCACGCAUCAGUCCAACUGGUCCACCCUGCUCCAGUGUAUCAGCGCUCUGCUCAGCAAGCAAAAAGACUACAAAAUGGACCCAACUUCAGCUCUGGAUUUUCUGUGGGCAUGCAGUCAUAUUCCUCGCAUCUGGCAAGGACGCGACCAGAAGAUCCCUCAAAAGAAAACUGAGAACUUUGUGAUGCGGCUCAGCUCUGAGGAGCUCAUCAGCCUGGUAGAUCUGAUCCUGGCUGAGUCCGAGCAUAGCUGCCGCGGCGAGAGGAGUGCAGCAGAAGAGGAGGUGUCCUGCUCUCUCAUCCAGGCACGACUGCCUCUCCUCAACUCCUACUGCAACGGCCACCCAGACAACAUCAAGAAGGUGUCUGAGUACCUCAUCAGCUGCACCAAGAAGUGGGAAGACAGUGCCAUGAGUAAGCGUUGCCAGAACUUGCUGCUGCAGAUCUACCUCCACUUCCCCGAGGUCAUUCAGCACGUCACCUUGCCGGAAGGCACGCUCAGCAGCGGGGGGACGGCGGACGGCAGCAGCUGCAAGCUUGACGUGCUGGUCCACCGUCUGGUUACUCUGCUCGCCGAAGUAGUGGAAUCCAAAUCCGCCGAGGGACGCGUUUCUGAUGCCAACUUAGCAUGUAGGAAACUGGCCGUGUCACAUCCUGUCCUCUUGCUCAGACACUUGCCCAUGAUCGCGGGUCUCCUACACGGCCGCAUUCAUCUCAACUUUGGUGAGUUCCGACAGCAUAACCACAUGAUGUUCUUCAGCAACGUGCUGGCCAUCCUGGAGCUUCUUCAGCCCCUCGUCUUCCACGCUGACCACCAGAGGGCGCUUCAGGACUGCCUCCUGUCCUUUAUGAAGGUCCUUAAGAACUUUCAGAGGAGUCGGUCUCCACUGGUCUUCAUCAACAAGUUCCUCCAGUUUACGCAAAAGUACAUUACCCAUGAUGCCGCGGCCGCCAUUCCUUACCUGCAGAAGCACUCUGACAUACUGCAGAGCAUGAGUGCCGAAAACCCAGACCUAGUCCAGCUGAAGUCUCUGCUAGCCGGGCUUACUCUCCCUGUAAAAAGCUCAUCCGCAGAGGUCUCAACAGAAGACCGCGAUGAUGAGAUGGCGGCCGGUUCUCUCCCUCUGGUCAACAUUUCUGCGUCUGUUCCGCUGAGCGCUGCCGAUAUGACAAUGUACCUGAGGAAGAUUUCAAGAGGCGAGGCCAUGGAGGAUGUUUUGGAAGUGUUGACGGAGGUGGAUGAGAAGUCAAAGAGGAACCCAGAGAUCAUCCAGUACUUCAUUAAUGACCUGCAAAGACUCAUGACGUCGUCAGAGGAGUUGUGUCGGAACAUUGCCUUCAGUCUGGCAUUGCGCUGCAUCCAAAAUAAUCCAUGCUUGGCAACAGACUUCCUGCCGACGUUCAUGUACUGCAUGGGCAGCGGCGACUUCGACGUGUUGCAGACAGCUUUGAGGAAUCUUCCGGAAUAUGUGUUGCUCUGUCAAGAACAUGCAGACAUCUUGCUCCACAAGGCAUUCUUAGUGGGUGUCUAUGGACAAAUCGACACCAGUUCAAUGAUAUCAGAGUCCAUGAAGGUCCUUCACAUGGAAGCAAUUUAACUCAGUUUAGUAACACAUUUAUGAAAAAUGCUGUAUCAGCUUUUCAAUGGACGUUUUGUUGUUUAGACACACAAUUAAUUGAUUCAGGGUGCUUUCCUGUGGGAGGGCACGUACAUUUAAGUUUAUACAGUUGCAUCUACAUAAAUAUAGACAUAGAAUAUUUUUCAGUUGUUCAAUUUAAAAAGUGCUACUCUUAACUUAUUAAAACAAUAGUUUGCAGGCUUAUACACCAUCUAAAAACCUUAUUGAUCACAAUGGACAGUUCUUCCUUAAAGGGUACCACGGAUAGACAGACAUUUAGUUCUUAAAAGAUAAAUUAGUACAAGUUAGAAAAAAAUUGAUAUUAAAACCCGUCUUAAUGUUUUCGUUUUAAUGAAAUUUGUAAAAUUAUUUGAACUAGUAGGUCGCCAUUGUUGUUCACGUCACAUGGGCACGCUGCCGGACUUCCACGGUGUCACUCUUUAACUACAUAAUCAUGUCGUCGGUUGUGCCCUUCCAAUUUGAACCCGAGUGGAACAUUAAUGAGAAGGACAACAAAAGCAAAAUGAACAGGUAAGAUGAGAGGGGAUGAGACGAGUAGCAUACAUGUUUCAAGUUCGCUAGUGACGGCACUCUCUUGCACUAGUGAUGAGAGCAGGAGAGUGUUUGAUGUCAAAAACUGUUUGCAGAUCUUCAUGGUAAACUGUUGUGUGAUCCAACUCAUUCCAAUAUUAUUAUGGAGAUAGUUAGUAUCCAGAGCUGUCGUUUGCUUUCCAUAUGAUUAGGGUAAACAGUCAAACACAGCAGUUUGAUUAUUUUUGCAGAUUGCAUCACAGCACAUGAAAACGUUGAUGCAGUUUGCCUCUACCGAGAUGUCUAAGAGGCUCCGUGACCAAGAGAAUGCCGCCUUACCAUAUUUUUGUCACGUAAAAGCAGAUGUCCAGGUUGUUGAUCAUCCUGCCUACCUGAUGUUGCUCCCGAAGCUUGCUUCCUGGUGAAUAAGCGACACGAAAAACGGAUAAAUGUAUUAAACUUAGUUUGAUUGCUGGCUAUUUGUAUAAUUUUCUUCCCAUCAGAUUAUAAUGCCGCCUUAUUUUGCACAUUGAGAUCUAAGAGGCAGAGAAAGGCGAGUGGACACAGACGUUCAGAUUCGUAGCUCGGACCGCACAGAUCAUUGGCAUAAGCUUCGGCACAACUCCUUCACAACAUACAAUUGAACAUACAGUAAAUAUCAUAUAGUGAAAAUACAACAAAAAUAAUAUUCAUCUCUCAAAAAAUAAUGUUCACAAAAGAACUUCAAUCUGUAUUAAUGAAGCCCUGUUCUCACUAAGUUAACAAUGCCAUGAGAACCGGCAUUCACAAAUUCACAAUCAAAAUAGAUAUGCAAAAUACACAUAAAUCUUACUCAGACUUUGGUCAAACUCUAUUUAAACAUUUUAGCAACUUGUUUAGCUCAACAAAUACAAUGGAUGGCAAUAUUUAGUCACAAUAUACAAACUAUGAUGCUGGGAGCCAUUAUCAAGUGUCUUACUGACACAACAUACAAUUGAACAUAAGGCUUAAUGGACCCGCACUUGGGAAUAAAAAGGAAACUACAGCGUCAGUCAAGGGACAAAAUGAACUCGUUGGUUUGAGCUCUAAUUAAAAGCUCGCCAUUGACACCUUGUGGCGUAUUUAAAUCACUACCUUACAUAGUUAGUGACACUGUGGAAGUACAGUCAGCGUGGCAAUGUGACGUCACCGCCCUGUGACAUCAACAACAAUGGCAACCUACUAGUUAAUUUUUUGGUUUAAAAUUUUAUUUAAAUAAAAACAUUAAGAGGGGUAUUAAUAAUAUUACUAAAUCAUAACUCGUACUAACCUUUAUCUUUUAAGAACUACAUGUCUUUUUAUCUGUGGUUCCCUUUAAAAAUUAGAGGUGCAAAAUGUGGCAAAACGUUAUAUUAAUAUUUCAAAUCAUUUAAAUUCAGUCGUGUUCAAAUUUGUCGAGAUGGUGAAUUUGAGCUUUUUGUUUGCUCCAUGUCUAAACACGAGGAUAAAAAUAAAAGUACUGAAUAUUUCUAGUCGAGUGUAAUGAAUCCACUAUUUAUAUGUUACCUUCUUAAUAGAAAAAUGGUGGUAAAAUUUUUAAAUAAUUUCAGAUGCAUCCCUGUGCAAAAUCUGCCUGAUAAUGCAAUUUGAAAUGCUGACAUUCCUGGACUUUUAAAUGAGGGACCAAAAAGCUAAGUAUUCAAGCCUUUGUCUGCAUGCCAAAAUGUUUUCCUGUCACCUAAAAAUCUUAAAUGGAGCACACACGGUGGAUUAAAAAAAAAAACAACAACAAAAAAUGCCUGUAUUUUCAUUUGAGUGAGUAGUGGAACAAAUUUCUGCAGCUGCUCAUUUCAUCCAAAAUGAUGAGCUGAAAUUGUAAAUAAAACACGGCACCAAAGCCAAUUAUUAACUUUCAUGUAAGAUUUGAAAGCAGGGAUGAAUAAAAAAAAAGCUAAGCGGACGCAUUUCAAUCAGUUGGAGACAAAAGUGGGAACAGGCUGUCACGCUGUGUGGCGGCUCGCUCCUCGUCAGCGCUCGGCAGGCAGAUUAAAGCGGGCGACGAGCAUGCCGCGAUGGGAAGCAUUUUGCCAUGAAAAGUGAGUGAAAGUCACAAAAGCCAAGUCAAACAGCGCAGGCAUGCGGGCCCGAGGAGGAAAGUGGACUUCACCAUUGGAGCCAAAUUAACCAUGGCGGUAAUUGUUCAAUCAUUUCAAGCCAGAGGUCCACUUUGAUGACGCCACGAGGACCCUUUUCUGCUGGUGUUGUGUUACGUGGAACUUGAGGACUUAGUCUGAAGCGUGCCCGCACUCGUCGGUCAGUGGAAGCUGUCUCUCACAAUCCAAAAGUCCAAUAACAUACUUGGAUUGGAUGAAUGAUGGUAGCUUUUAGCACUUUGCUUCCUCUUUGUAUUACAUUGCAGUACAGGAACAUUUUUUGCUGUAUUUGUUUAUUUUUUAUGUCCAAGCUCAAUGCUCGUCAGGCAUGACUUUUAAAUGUAAUGUGUGUAAUUUCUACCAUUCAGAGUCCCUCAACUGAAACAAAGUGGUACUUUGGAAACCACAGGUGUCAAACUCAAGGUCCAGGAACCAGAUUAAGCCCACCACAUCGACGUCCUGAGUCUUGCUAAAAUAAUAGUCCGUAUUUUUCGGACUAUAAGUCGCACCAGCCAAAAAAUGCACAAUGAAAAGGAAAAAAAAAAACUAUAAGUCACACCAGAGUAUAAAUCGCAUUUUUGGGGGAAAUUUACUUGAUAAAAUCCAACACAGAACAGAUAUGUCAUCUUGAAAGGCAAUUUAAAAUAAAAAUACAAUAGAGAACAACAUGUUGAAUAAGUGUACAGUAUGAUAAUGUUACAUGGUGCAUGAACAACGAAAUGUGAACGUGGCCAGUAUGUUAACGUAACAUAACUAUUAAGAGUUAUUCAGAUAACUAUAGCAUCAAGAACAUGCUAGCAAGUUUACCAAAACAUCAGUGUCACAUCAAAACACCAAAAUAACAUGUGAAAUGAUAUAAUAAUGUGUUAAUAAUUUCACACAUAAGUUGCGCCAGAGUAUAAGUCGCACCCCAGCCAAACUAUGAAAAAAAAACUGCGACUUAUAGUCUGAAAAAUACGGUACUUUUUCUGUAGUCCUCAAUGAAAACCGACGACUAAAUAAA